CAACUGUAAUCGACUGUAAUAAAUAUCUCACAACGGUUUUACAGUCAGUCUAUUGAUUAACAAAGAUAUUUCAAUCCAUAUUUCAAGUGAUCAAACUAUCGAGAGAGCUAUGGGUCAGCUAAAGCUACAGAAGCCAAAGGUUAUUAUUAUGGAUGUAAUCGGAACGGCUGUCAAAUUGGGAUUCAUUGAGAAGAUUCUCAUACCAUAUGUCAAAUCAGACAUCAAAGAGUAUCUGACGGAGAAAUGGACGGACAAAAACCUAAAGAAAAACAUCGAACGGAUGAGAAAGGAGUCCGAAAAAGAUGGGGAAAGUGGAGCCAAGAUUGCGGCGGCCAAUGCACCCGAAGCCGAACAACAAGAAUCAGUGGCCACCUAUGUGUUGGCUGCGGUCGACGCGAAAAAAGAGUCAAAAGGUCUUCAGAUGUUUAAGUUUUAUAUGUGGUUCUAUGGCUUUGAAAAGGGAAAGUUGGAGACACCGGUCUAUUCGGAUGUACCGAUUCAGGCCCGCAAAUGGAAGGAUAUGGAUGUCAAGCUAUAUAUGCUGAGCAAUGGCUGGACUGAGUUUACCAAACGAGCUCUGUCUAAGACCUCUCACGGCGAUCUCAAUCUACUUAUUGAUGGCCAUUACGACAGUUCUGAGGGACAGCUCAACAACAAGGAAACGUAUACCAAAUUGUUGGCCAAAUUGAAGGUCAAACCGGAUGAGUGUCUAUUUAUGACCAAAUCGGCUGAAGCGGCUCACGCUGCCAAAGAGGCCGGCAUUUCCAUACUGUUGGUUCUCACUCACAGAAAGAACAUCGAAAAACUAACCGAAGAGGAAAAACAAAUGCCAAGAAUCAGGUCUUUCAAUGAACUCGAGUUCUCAUCCAAAGAAGGCGGCGGUGAAGGCGCUGCUCAACCGCCUGCUGAGGCAAAUGCCUAAACAAAACAGACACACAAAAAAUGUUAGACCAGUUUGAAGAUCAUUAAAAGAGAUACAUUCAGAUCUUCAAAUAUGUCAUCUAUUUAUUUGUCUUUCAUUUUCAUCCAUUGAUUCU
Oppia nitens is the source of this 1037-nucleotide messenger RNA. RefSeq names its product enolase-phosphatase E1-like. The record is from RefSeq and is a predicted model, not a curated record. The transcript has a single exon. Gene Ontology annotation, molecular function: acireductone synthase activity. Lineage: Eukaryota; Metazoa; Arthropoda; Arachnida; Sarcoptiformes; Oppiidae. The coding region runs from base 110 to 922 and encodes 270 amino acids.